AUGAAUUCAAUGCAGCGCCCAGCCCUAGGUGAAUGUCUUGCAGCGUUCUCGGGGGCGUUCCCUGUGGCCUUCCUGGAACCAGAGCUCAACCAGUUCAACAACUACUCCAUCUACAUUACCAAGGGCUCCCGGGACAGAACAGCUCUAGAUCUGCCCUUCCAGGUCGGAGAGAUGUGUCCAGUCAUCCCGUCCCUGGAGAAGUCUCUGGAGGAGAUCAUGGAUCUGGCUGAGUCCGGCCUGCACUAUACGCAGAUGCCUCACGUUAUGGAGGUGGUGCUGCCCAUGCUAUGCAGCUACAUGUCUCACUGGUGGGAGCACGGCCCAGAGAACAACCCUCCAGAGACUGCAGCCAGCUGCUGUACUCACCUCACCUCAGACCACAUGAAUAGUCUACUGGGCAACAUCCUGAAGAUUAUCUAUAAUAACCUGGGGAUCGACGAGGGGGCCUGGAUGAAACGGCUCGCAGUGUUCUCUCAGCCAAUCAUUGGUAAGGCAAAAGGGGGACUGUUGAAGACCCACUUUCUGCCGCUGAUGGAGAAGUUGAGGAAGAAGGCUGCCACCGUACUGCAGGAUGAGGAACAGAUGAAGGCCGAGGGACGAGGGGAGAUGUCUGAGGCUGAACUACUCAUCCUGGAUGAGUUUACCAUCCUGAUCAGAGACCUCUAU
Molecule: messenger RNA, 666 nt
Organism: Oncorhynchus gorbuscha (pink salmon)
Lineage: Eukaryota; Metazoa; Chordata; Actinopteri; Salmoniformes; Salmonidae
Product: ryanodine receptor 2-like
Exons: 5
Biological process (GO): calcium ion transport
Cellular component (GO): calcium channel complex; sarcolemma; sarcoplasmic reticulum membrane
Molecular function (GO): ryanodine-sensitive calcium-release channel activity
Source: RefSeq, a predicted model, not a curated record